AUGAAGUUCUAUGGCCUAUUUGGUGAAGGGAGUAGAGUGAAUCAGUUUAUAUGUGCUUUUUUGAUAAAUGUACCGGUAUUCGCCUACGGGGCAAGUAUAGGAUGGAUGUCACCCAUGACUUUGCUCUUGCAGUCAGAUAAGUCACCAAGAGGAACGCCACUUACUGACCUGGAAGUGUCUUAUAUGGCGUCCAUAGCUUACCUUGUUUGCAUUCCAGGCGACUUUAUUAUGGCAUAUAUUGGUGAUUGGAUUGGAAGGAAAAGGACUCUUAUGUUAAUUUCUGCUUCUUGUGCCGCUACAUGGAUUAUGCUUCUGUUUUCCAUGGAAGUAUGGGCACUGAUUCUGGCACGUGCCCUUGUGGGUAUUGCCAUGGCAGGCUGCUACGUCACGUGCCCCAUUUAUAUCAAGGAGAUCAGUGAUGACAGUAUACGGGGAGCUUUAGGAUGCUUGAUCGUGUUAUCGCACACAACUGGCAACCUAUUUCUCUACGUCAUAGGAGAUAUAUUAAGUUAUCGAACUAUAUUGUGGACCUGUUUGUCAAUACCAGCAUUUCACCUGGUGCUCUUCAUGAUGAUGCCAGAAACACCAUCGUAUUUAGUCAAACGGGGGAGGACUGAGGAAGCAAUACGCGUUGUAGCUUGGUUGCGUUGUAGAAAUAUAACAGACUCUUCUGUCACAUCCGAAGUUCAAUUACUACAGAAGGAGCAGAAGAAUGACGAGGGAAGCAAUAAGUUCUUACUGAAAGCUAUCUUCAAAGACCGAACACUUUCUCGCGCAUUUCGCCUCGCCAUGGUAGUCACCCUAGCAAGAGAAGUCUGCGGGGCAGUACCAGUCAUGAAUUUUGCGGGGGAAAUAUUCGCCAUAGCUUCUAAGGAAAAUGGUCUCGUACUAAGUCCAAAUCAGCAAGCCAUGCUACUUGGCGCAGUGCAGGUAGCUGGCUCGGCUUUAGCUUCUAGUAUUAUCGAGAAAGCUGGAAGAAAGUUUAUCCUCUUCACGACAUCGCUGAUCUCCGGUCUAAGCAUGUGCGUGCUGGCAUCCUGGUUCCUGGCGAGAGACUACGAAUUAUACUUGCCUAACUGGCUGCCCAUUGUUACACUGUGCCUUUGCAUCUUCUGCGACUCGUCGGGUCUUGCACCCAUGUCUCUCGUCAUCGCUGGAGAAAUAUUCUCAUUUAAGUACCGUGGAACAGUAAUGGCAGCAACGAUGUCAACAGCAUCACUUGCUGACUUCUUCCAAUUAUUAAUCUUCAAGCCACUGGCCAACACUAUAGGAAUACAUGCAGCGUUUUACUUCUUCGGGUUCUUCUGUAUAUUUAUGUCGAUAUACGUAAUUUUCUAUGUCCCAGAGACGAAGGCAAGAUGCUUAGACGACAUUUAUGAUGACCUGAAUAAGAGUAAGAAAAAGACUAAAGAAAUUCCAGCUGCCUAA
Molecule: messenger RNA, 1428 nt
Organism: Leptosia nina
Lineage: Eukaryota; Metazoa; Arthropoda; Insecta; Lepidoptera; Pieridae
Source: the annotation of a GenBank genome assembly